Messenger RNA from Cladophialophora psammophila CBS 110553, 2721 nucleotides. RefSeq lists its product as uncharacterized. The transcript has 3 exons. Lineage: Eukaryota; Fungi; Ascomycota; Eurotiomycetes; Chaetothyriales; Herpotrichiellaceae. Gene Ontology annotation, biological process: nucleoside metabolic process. The record is from RefSeq and is a predicted model, not a curated record. Gene Ontology annotation, molecular function: catalytic activity. The coding region runs from base 1 to 2721 and encodes 906 amino acids.
AUGGCCCAAACAGCUAAAGAUGAAUAUCACAUUGGGUUGAUAUGCGCCUUGAGGGUGGAGAUGGUGGCAGCGACAGCAAUGCUGGACAGAGACUAUGGCAUCAUCAAGGGAGAACGUCGAGAUCAGAACACUUACCAUGCUGGAAUCAUACACGACCACAAUGUGGUUAUUGCCGGUCUCCCUGCUGGCAUUGACGGACUUGUCGCAGCAGCGAACGUCGCAAAAGAUGUGAUCAGAACAUUCCACUAUUUGGAUUUCAUACUCUUGGUUGGUAUCGGCGGAGGAGUACCACACUUGGAGAAGGGUAUCGACAUCAGGCUCGGCGACGUUGUGGUCAGCCAGCCAAGCGGCACCAGCGGCGGCGUUGUACAGUACGAGAAGGGCAAGGCCAAACAUGGCGGUGCUUUCGAACUCAAGGGCGCUCUCAAUGCGCCCCCAAAUAUCCUUUUGACUGCAAUCACUUCGCUGCAAGCGCAACACCAUGCAAAUCGAAGCCGACCAAUGCUGGCAUACCUCGCCGACAUGAUCCAUCAUUAUCCGAUGUAUGGGCCCCCCGGCGAGCAGAAAGAUCGCCUCUUCGAAAGUAGAUAUCCUCACCCUGAAGGUCAAAACAAUUGCGAUCAAUGUCUAUCUGUCCACGAAAUCCCUCGUCAAAGUCGACAAACCACUGACCCUCAGAUCCAUUAUGGUAUCAUAGCUUCCGGUAAUGAGGUAGUGAAGGACCCAGUUCUCCGAGACAACCUCCGGGCAUCUUAUGGUGCAUUGUGUGUGGAGAUGGAAGCCGCUGGUCUUGCGAAUAGUUUACCUUUCCUUGUGGUACGAGGAAUAUGUGACUAUGCUGAUUCGCACAAAAAUGACGAAUGGCAUCCAUACGCUGCCGCAACAGCGGCAGCGUGGACAAAAGAACUUCUUCUCCAAGUCACUCCAGAGCAGCUCCGCCGGCAACAACUGAUGCAAGCAAUCCCAGAUUCUGUCGGGAGCGAAGUUCAGUGGCUAAGAGAACGAGCUCAAGGACGAGAGACAAAUCCCCAGGAUGCCGAAUAUCAGUCAUGCCAUCGCGUCUUCAAACUAGGCUCAUAUGAAGAACAGAAGAACGUCAACCCAUCUCGAGUUCCUGACACUUGCCUUUGGAUAUCUGCCGAUCCCGGUUGCGGCAAGUCCACGCUAUCAAAGUUCCUCGUCGAUCACGAAUUGCAGACGACAACCGAAAGAACAUGUUGUUAUUUCUUCUUCAAAGACAAUGAAAAUCAGAACAAUCUGGCGUCUGCAUUUUGCGCUCUCCUCCAUCAACUAUUUACAAGCCAGCCGCGGCUUCUUGCGCACGCAAUACCUGCUUGGCGACGAAAUGGUGACAAGUUGGCGAAGGAGGUAGUUGAACUCUGGAGGAUAUUCCUGGCAGCCACUACGGAAGACAACUCGCGUAAUGUUUUCUGCGUGCUAGACGGCCUUGAUGAAUGCCGAGAUGCCGAUCGGCACCGACUGAUCGAAAAACUUGCUGUCUUUUUGGCGGGUACAAGGACAUCGAGAUGCCGGACACACUCAUUGAAGAUCGUGGUUACCAGCCGGCCAUAUGACAGCAUACAAUUAGACUUCCAACGCAGCAUGAAAGCAGCCGCUCCAUCGGUUCCCAUUAUCCGCCUUCGGGGAGAAGACGAAAAUAAAGCAAUUCGGUCCGAGAUCAACUCGGUCAUUCGCGCUCGCGUUGUUGAAAUGACAGAAACUUUGCCCUUGUCGCUGGAAGUGAGUAAACUCCUGGAGCAAAAGCUAUUGAACAUGCAAAACCGGACGUAUCUGUGGCUCUCUCUCGCCAUUGAUGGGAUUUAUGAAACCCUCAGAGACAAUUUUCAUCAUGACGAGGACUCGAUCAAAACAUCGAUUGCAGCGCUUCCUAGGUCGGUGGAAGACGCGUACGAAAAGAUCCUCAACAGGGUGCGGGACCAUCAACGCGACAUUGUGCGAACCAUCUUGCACAUAGUAGUAGGUGCUCGGCGGCCACUAAACGUCGGCGAGAUGUCUAUAGCCCUCCGUAUAGCUACUUCAAAGGAAAUGGACUCUUUGAAACCCACUCUGAUCGAGAAGAUCCGUCUGGAGAAGUAUAUCCGAGAGUGGUGCGGACUAUUUGUUUUCAUUGAGAAGUCGACCAUUCACCUCGUCCAUCAGACUGCGAAGGAAUUUCUAAUUCACAACCAACAGGUGGAAUGCGGUGCUUGGAAACACUCACUAAUGCCCACGGACACUGCGAGAAUCUUGGCGCAGAUAUGUGUUGACGCCCUCUGGCUAUUCCAAACAAAGCUCAGCGAUGCUGACUUGCUUGAACCCGCGGACGUAACCAAGGAAGACACAUGGAGUUUAUGGAGUUUAUGGAGUUUCCUGAAAUAUGCGGGGGCUUGUUGGUACGGACAUCUCCAAGAUGCGAAGCCAAACGAACUUGUUCCCUUUCCACGGGAAGACGGUUGGCUCUUGGAGAAAAGGGACAUAGGAGGGCCAUUAUCAACGUGGAGCAAACCCAUAUUACCACCGGGAUGGCACAAGGACUCCAUGGUAGAGAGAACGACCGAUUUCUUAGCACUUGUGUUUCCUUACCACUUUCAGCAUGCCGUCAACCUCUACGAACUUUUACUUGACCGGGUAGACGACAAAGGUCGAGUGAACAUGGUGAAAAGGUUUCACGACUCUGCUCGACGCUGGCACAAAUUUCCAGUGCCACGCAGAGUGUUAUAG